Molecule: messenger RNA, 7790 nt
Organism: Labrus mixtus (cuckoo wrasse)
Lineage: Eukaryota; Metazoa; Chordata; Actinopteri; Labriformes; Labridae
Gene: nrxn1a
Product: neurexin 1a
Exons: 26
Coding region: 1040-5551 (1503 amino acids)
Source: RefSeq, a predicted model, not a curated record
CGGAGAGCAUCAGACUGCACCUUUUCCUUCUCAAGAGAACGGAAAGAGAGAGAGAGAGAGAUUGAGUCAGAGAGAGGAAACGCGAGAGAGGAAAAGGAGAGCGCGAGAGAAAGAGAGAGAGAGCGAGAGGGAAAGCGCGCGCGCGAGGGGGAGACCAAUAGCACCUUGUCGCCUGGAGGCGAGCCUGUGAUAAUUUUGUCCCUGUCCGGUAGACCGACUCUAUCUACCACCGGGCGAGCGUGUGCUGUUUCCUCUCUCGCGGCUUCCAGGUUCCUUUCAAAUGGGAAGGUAAAAAUCGAUGAGUCGCGCGCCGCACUGUUGCCACGGGGACCAAAGGAUGUGCUUGAGGUCGCUGGAGAGAGUGAUGACGUGGCAGUGAGAGACACACAUACCUCACUUGUACACACAUACACUCACAAACGCACACAUAUUGGCCCACACACACACACACACACACACACACACACGCUUUAAGUCUUGCCCUACUAAGACAGGAAAGAGGGGGAGAAAAUUCAGCUAUGACGGGGUCAUUUCUCUCCAUUACCGAUGUGUGAGCCACAAACCCACACACACACGUACUCCGUGGGGAGUUGCCUUCAUGGGGGAUAAGGCCCUAUCUAGGGCACAAAGAUGGAGUUUGCAUCCUAUUUGUCAUGUCUCUAACACUCACACAGAUGCACUCACAAAUACACAGAUCCGGAGUCUCAUAUGUGAGAAGUGAAAAAUGAAAGACUGAAUGGAGAGGAUACACUGAGCAUCCCAGAGAAGACAAUAACACGGUGUAGGCCUGUAGGGAAAGAAGAUUCCCAUAACUACCGAAGGUCGGAGGGAACCGCAGUUUGACCCUCUUCUUCAAUGUGUUGUCACUUCCUGUUUUAAAGAGAACCCCUGUAAAAGCAGGGCACACCAGAGACACAGAGAAAGUGUUCAACGAAGUGCCCUACAGUUGUCACCAUGAGCUGUAGGCUAGAGGGAACAUCCCAGCUCUAGCCUCCAUCUCCAGCCGUGUGUGUGUGUGAGUGUGAGAACGAGUGUGUGCAUGAGUGUGAUGGCAGUGUGUGUUUGGGCGGCAGCCCCCCUACUUUUCUUGGGGCUGUGCCUGUGCAGUGUUGGGGGUCAUGCCCAAGGCGAGGUCCUGGAGUUUGGAGGCGUGUCCAGCCAGUGGGGGCGGUUCCCAGUGUGGAAUGCCUGCUGUGAAAGCGUGCUGAGCUUCAGCCUGCGGACUCACAGCCAGGAGGGCCUGCUGCUUUACCUCGAUGAUGAGGGCUUCUGCGACUUCCUGGAGCUGUUGCUUCUCCAUGGCCACCUCCGCCUGCGUUUCUCAAUUUUCUGUGCUGAGCCAGCAGAGCUGCAGUCAGGCGUGGCGGUGAGUGACGGUCACUGGCAUGCAGUGCGUGUAAAACGGGACUGGAGGAACACCUCGUUGGAGGUGGAUGGACGACUGGAGGGAUGGGCAGAAGUGAAGAGCAAAAGAAGAGAUAUGACAGUUUUCAGCCACACCUUCAUGGGCGGGGUGACACCAGAACUCCACUCCUCGCCACUGCGCCUUACAUCCCCUUCUGUGCGGGAACAUCCCGCCUUCCGUGGCUGGAUCACGGCAGUUAGCAUCAACGGCUCACUAGCGACGGUGGACAGCUCAGAGGGUGUCACGGUAACAGCUGGAUGUGGGCCGGACCACCAGUGCCAGAAUGGAGGGGUGUGUAGUGUGGUCAACGACCAGGCCGUCUGCGACUGCUCCGACACCGGUUACCAAGGCAACGACUGCAGCGAAGAGCACAGCUACACUCCAGGUCUGGCACACCUGAUGAUUGGCGACCAAGCUCGCGAGGAGUAUGUGGCCACCUUCAAGGGCUCGGAGUACUUCUGCUACGACCUGUCCCCCAACCCAAUCCAGUCGAGCAGCGAUGAAAUCACGCUCUCCUUCAAGACGCUGCAGCGCAACGGCCUCAUGCUGCACACUGGCAAGUCAGCCGACUACGUCAACCUGGCGCUGAAGAAUGGUGCCGUGUCGCUCGUCAUCAACCUGGGCUCCGGGGCGUUCGAGGCCCUGGUGGAGCCCGUCAACGGCAAAUUCAACGACAACGCCUGGCACGACGUCAAGGUCACCCGCAACCUGAGACAGCACUCAGGCAUUGGACACGCUAUGGUGACCAUCUCUGUGGACGGCAUCCUGACCACCACGGGCUACACCCAGGAGGACUACACCAUGCUGGGCUCUGACGACUUCUUCUACGUGGGAGGGAGUCCUAGCACGGCUGACCUGCCGGGUUCUCCAGUCAGCAAUAACUUCAUGGGCUGUCUCAAAGAGGUGGUGUACAAGAACAAUGAUGUACGAUUGGAGCUGUCUAGACUGGCUAAACAGGGAGACCCAAAGAUGAAGGUCAGUGGGGUGGUAUCCUUCAAGUGUGAGAGUGUGGCCACGCUGGACCCCGUUACCUUUGACACCCCAGAGUCUUUCGUGGCACUGAGCAAGUGGGCAGCAAAGAAGGCAGGAUCAAUCUCGUUCGACUUCAGGACUACAGAGCCGAACGGGUUGAUGCUUUUCAGCCAUGGAAAACCCCGACAGCAGCAACGCAAGGACCCGAGAACACCUCCUACACUCAAGGUGGAUUUUUUCGCCAUUGAGAUGCUGGACGGGCACCUGUACUUGCUGCUGGACAUGGGCUCUGGAACCACGAAGACCAAGGCCAUCGACAGAAAGGUCAAUGAUGGGGAAUGGUAUCAUGUGGACUUCCAGAGGGACGGGCGCUCAGGAACCAUCUCGGUGAACAGUGUAAGAACAGCGUACACGGCUCCGGGGGACAGUGAGAUCCUGGACCUGGAUGACACGCUGUACCUUGGGGGACUACCUGAAGACCGAGCUGGGCUCAUCUUCCCCACAGAGGUGUGGACAGCUCUGUUGAACUACGGUUACGUGGGCUGCAUCAGAGACCUGUUUGUGGACGGACAGAGCAAAGACAUCCGACGGCUGGCUGAGGCUCAGCGUGCGGUGGGAGUGAAGCCUUCAUGCUCCAGAGAGCCUCCCAAACAGUGCCUGUCGAAUCCCUGCCAGCACAACGGCAUCUGCAGGGAGGGCUGGAACCGCUACGUUUGCGACUGCUCGGGGACAGGAUACCUGGGACGCUCUUGUGAGAGAGAUGCAACUAUCCUGUCGUACGACGGCAGUAAGUUUAUGAAGGUGCAGUUGCCUGUGGCGAUGCACACCGAGGCGGAGGACGUCUCGCUACGCUUUCGCUCCCAGCGGGCUUAUGGCGUUCUCAUGGCAACCACAUCUCGAAACUCUGCAGACACCCUUCGUCUGGAGCUAGAUGGGGGCCGUGUCCGACUCACUGUCAACCUAGACUGUAUCAGGAUAAACUGUACAGCCAGUAAAGGCCCAGAGACUAUCUUUGCGGGGUCGGGCCUCAAUGAUAAUGAGUGGCACACAGUGAGGGUAGUCCGGCGUGGCAAGAGCCUCAAACUCACCGUGGACGACCUGCAGCCUGUUGAAGCCCUCAUCUCUGAGGUUUACCCCACACCACCAGGUCAGAUGGCGGGCGACCACACCCAGCUGGAGUUUCACAAUGUGGAGACCGGUAUUGUGACGGAGAAGCGCUUCAUGCCAGCUGUGCCCUCCAAUUUCAUUGGCCACCUCCAGGGCCUAGCCCUGAACGGUAUGUCUUACAUUGACCUGUGUAAGAACGGUGACAUCGACUACUGCGAGCUCAACGCUGUAAUCGGCUAUAAGAGCAUUGUGGCUGACCCCGUCACCUUCCGCUCGCGCUCCAGCUUCGUCACACUGCCCACACUGCAAGCCUACUACUCCAUGCAUCUCUUCAUGCAGUUCAAGACAACGUCACCCGACGGCCUUGUUCUGUACAACAGGGGAGAUGGCAAUGACUUCAUAGUGAUAGAGCUGGUUAAAGGCUACCUACACUACAUCUCUGACCUGGGCAAUGGAGCACACUUGAUCAAAGGAAACUCUAAUAGUCCCCUUAAUGACAACCACUGGCAUAAUGUACACAUAUCCAGAGACACUAACAAUCUCCACACGGUCAAGAUUGACACCAAAGUAACCACGCAGACCACGAUGGGAGCCAAGAACCUCGACUUGAAGGGUGAUCUUUAUAUUGGGGGGAUCUCCAAAGAGAUGUACCGAGACCUACCUAAGCUGGUCCACUCCCGGGAGGGCUUCCAGGGUUGCCUGGCAACAGUCGAUCUAAAUGGCCGCCUUCCUGACCUUUUGGCUGAUGCCUUGGCAACCAUGGGGCAGGUGGAGAGAGGCUGUGAAGUUACAUUGAUGAAAGCUGACUUGCAAGGUCCCAGCACGACGUGUCAGGAAGACUCAUGUUCAAAUCAAGGAGUGUGUCUGCAGCAGUGGGAGGGUUUCACCUGUGACUGCAGCAUGACCUCGUACGCUGGACCAUUAUGCAAUGAUGCUGGAACCACUUAUAUUUUUGGCCGUGAUGGAGGGGUGGUGGUUUACACGUGGCCCCCUAACGAACGUCCCAGCACCAGGGCAGACCGGCUUGCCCUUGGGUUCAGCACCCAACAGAAACACGCCACUCUACUCCGAGUCGACAGUGCAGCUGGUCUGGGAGACUACCUUCAGCUGCAGAUAGACAAAGGGAACAUUAGAGUAGUGUUUAAUGUUGGCACUGACGACAUCAACAUCGAGGAAAGCGCUAAGUUUGUCAACGAUGGGAAGUACCACAUCAUACGGUUUACCCGCAGCGGAGGCAAUGCCACCCUCCAACUGGAUGACCUACCCGUCAUAGAGCGCUAUCCCUCAGGCAACAUUGAUAACGAGCGCCUGGCCAUCGCCAGACAGCGAAUCCCCUAUCGGCUCGGUCGAGUAGUUGACGAUUGGCUACUCGACAAAGGUCGACAGCUGACCAUCUUCAACAGCCAGACAACAGUGAAAGUAGGCGGAGGCGAGCGAAGCGCUAUGUUCCAGGGUCAACUGUCUGGCCUCUACUACAACGGCCUCCGCAUCCUAAACAUGGCCGCCGAGGGGCACCCGCACAUCAGAGUGGAGGGCAGCGCACGACUGGUCGGCGACAUGCCUUCCUCCUCUAUCACCCCUCAGUCCAGUGCUGCAGCCGGAGGCAACCGCUCUGACUCCGCCCCUUCCAUUAGCGACAUCACAACAACCACGGCCACCAACAGGAAACAGGGUUCCACUCAGCAGUCAGCAGACGAUCUUCUGGUGGCGUCAGCUGAGUGUCCCAGUGAUGAUGAAGACAUUGACCCCUGUGACCCCAGUUCAGCCCGCCCCCCCUUGCCAGAGGUGAAGGUGUUCCCAGUUCCGUCUGAGAUUGUGCGGGAGAGCAGCAGCACAACGGGCAUGGUGGUGGGCAUCGUGGCAGCCGCCGCCCUCUGCAUCCUCAUUCUCCUCUACGCCAUGUACAAGUACCGCAACCGAGACGAGGGUUCGUACCACGUGGACGAGAGCCGCAAUUACAUUAGCAACUCAGCCACGCAGCCAAAUGGCAGCACUAAGGACAAGCCGCUGGGCAUCGCCAAGAUCUCCAAGAACAAGAAAAACAAAGACAAGGAGUACUACGUCUGAGGCACGAGACAUACAGACAUAUACGCAUACACCUUUAUAUAUAAUGGUAUAUGUACAUAAAUAGAUAUAUUCUCAUACACACAUACACACUGACAUAGACAUGCUGAUGUUAAUGUUUACUCUCCAAUAAUCACACAUGCACACAUGCUGCCAAGCACAAACAUAAACACAUUCAAGCACGCACACACACACACACACACACACACACACAUAUAAGCACACACACAGACUGGCCCGAGGGCACGGACCCUUAUUGUACAGUAUUUACCAAUGAAGAGCCUGUGAGAGAAGCUCGUUUUAUGAACAAACACCAUUCCAGAUGAUUUAAAAAAGAACAAGUUUAACUCCCAGUAAAGAACCGAAUUUUGGUGCCAGCCAGAUUUAAAGUCCAGUCACUCCCCUGCCACAGUACGACCUCUCCUGUCGGACUCAGAGAGGUCGAGGAAGCCUUUAAGUGAAGCACAAGGCAGAAUGAACAAAGAUGAUGUAAAAGCACCAAGAAAAAGCACCAAGUGUCUCUUCCAAGCUUCUCGGCAUUCUUCCCUGUUAGCAGACGGAGCACUGAGGAACAAGCACACCAACAGUCCAAGUCCAACCUCGAGCAGCAUCAGGACAGGAAAUCAGGGUGUCGCAAUAGAGACAAUGAAUUACGAGUGGCAGAGGCAAGGAUGGUGCUGUUAAUGUAACAGAUGGCCGGUGGUUGUUUUUACGCUGCAGAGCUCGUGUUUUACGGCACCCUGUAAAUCAAAAAAGGUGGAAUCAGUGGAAAAACUGCGAGCUAUUUUCCUGGACAGGAUACUUGAGACUUCAGAUGCUACCUACAGACACCAACGGUGUCCACACACAAACACACACAAACAGCACACAGACAUUAAACUACUUACACAUGCAGACAUACACAUACCUGCAAUGCUAAAGACCCACCAUAUCUUCAAAAAACUGGAGACUAUACAAAAAGACAAUGGUGAAAAUGACAACAACCAUUAUGAUAAUUGUUAUGGCAACGAUAAUGAUGAAUAUGAAGAACAUUUUGGGCAGUAUAGACUCUUUGGGGAAGGGAGGGGGGGGUCUUAUUGCACGUGAAUUAUCUUACUCCGUGUGAUUUAUACCGCAUUGAAACUCCAGAGGUUACACCGUGACACACGGCCAUCAUCAAUCUACCACCUUGGCUUGAAGUAUUCCUAAAUAACACAUUUCAAAUGGUUUUCAGCGUGUGGGAUUCAGUUCAAAUUGUCAUUGACAAAGUGUGACCAUCUCGAGUGUGCUGCAUGCCUGAGUCCGAGCUGUGCUGUGAAGUGGUGGCGUGUCCCACAAAGUCCAGAGAUGGUAGGUUUGUUUGUGGGAGGAGAAGAAGAAAUGGGGUAGCUGUGCCCACCACAGGCCAAGACCUGUUUUCUGGCCUGAUGUCUAAUAGGCCACGCCCACUAUACCUGCUCUUACCAACCACCUUUUAUAGCAAAAACCAGCCGAGGAAAAGAAAAGAAAACAAAGUAAAUGUUACCAUGUGUUGCUAAUAUGUAGAAAAGUCCAGAUCAUGAUGCCACUGGCUAAAUGAGUUGCUUUGAUUUCAUUGGCUCUCCCUUUUCUCUCUUUCUUUUUGCGUCCUUUUGUCUUCAUGCUAUAAGUUGGCUGGUUUGUCAUUACUCAUGGCGAGACCGAGACUGAUGGGAUUCUGGUGGGCUACAUUAUCUGUUUAUUGACAUUGUUUGAGCCCAAUGCAUCUCAUGAAUUGUAGCUCCAUGAUAUAUCGAUACAAACAGUGCCAUGACACGAACAAGCUCCUCCAGUUCUUCCAACCAGUCAGAUGCAUGCAAAACGACCAGGGCGAAAAAGGAUAAGAAGAGGACUGUGUAAGAUUUCAAAGAACAAUGUCAAAAUCAACUAAAAAUAUUCCCUUACUCCCUCCAUCCUUAACUGGCCUUUUUGACCUCCUUCUCUUGUUUUCCCUUUGUUUGGUAAGUUUCCCUCUCUGCCCUCGACUUCCUCUAUGUUUGUCACUUUCUUUUUCCUCUAUCUCUGUUGUGUUGCCAUCUGAAACAAAAGGAGGUGUCUCAACCAAUGGGAUUCUACAUCUAGGUGUUCAUUAACCAUGUUUAUUUUCUAUAUGUACAAUUUUUCUACAGUAUUUACUUUUAUUUUUAUUGUUACGGUUCUUUGAUGAACAUAAAGUGGAAAUUUAUUAUGAAAAAUAGUUUUGAAGAUUAACGAGUAAAUAAAAUAUUACCCAAGUGACCCAGGA